Molecule: messenger RNA, 140 nt
Organism: Funneliformis mosseae
Lineage: Eukaryota; Fungi; Glomeromycota; Glomeromycetes; Glomerales; Glomeraceae
Source: the annotation of a GenBank genome assembly
AUGCUUCCAGAGUUCAUGGCGGUUCAAAUCCAACUCACCAGCAACUUGAUUUUCUCAGCAUCUUCGCCUGCGCCCCAACCUGAUCCUCAAAAGUCUCAGACUAUGGAAAUGGAUUCAAUGUUAGCUGAAAUUGAUGCAAU